UUAAGUGUUUAAUCUAAAUUUUAUGUUUUAAAAAAUGGGCAAUCAACGGAGAUCUACGUCUAUUAGGCGAAAUAAUAAAUUCAAAAUGGAAUUAGCAAAAUUUUUAAAAGACAAGGACGUACCACAAUGGUAUCGCGCUUUCUCCACUUUUCAGCUCAACGCCGCUGAUCAGCUAAUGAUGUCCAUACGCGACGAUGUUGAACAGGACACGGCACAUCGUGUGCGUUAUUGUCUUAGCGUAUUGGGUUUACAGCCGUUGCUCGACAAUAAGGACUUGAAAUUAAUUAUGCAAUUAAGCGGUGGCAACGACUUGGCCUUCUUAUGGUUCCUAAUGGAAUCUCACUACAAGACGUCAAAUGAAAAUGAGUAUAGUCUCAACGAACAGUUAAUACUUUCGGGUAUUGCACAUUUGGAUAUGAUCACAACGUUACGUGGCUUAGAUGGUCUAUUGCCACGUGGCCAUAAAUCUAAGCGUACCAUAGCAAAAUACAAUGCAAAUAUAAAAGUUAAUAAUAAAAUACCAAAGAAAAUGCGUAUUGUGGAAGAUGGUAAGCUAAUGCCAUAUUUUCAAAGGCUAGAACGCCCCAAGCAGAUUAAUGCGACGCAUAACUUGAAAAGACCAGAUUAUAAAGUGAGAUUUAGAGCAUAUGAAAAAUAUAAGGAUGCAAACUAUGAACCACCCAAUGAGAAGAAUCGUUGGUUCGCUAUGUAUACGUUCAAGGAAACCGUACGCAUACCUUUGACUGAGCUUCGCCUGUAUUUUGAUGGUUUCUUUAAAGAAAUCGGUACUAAAAAUACAGGCGAAAAAGCAGCCAUUCGUAUUAUUGAUUCAGCGUUAAGACAUUUAGAUACAUAUAGUGAAAAAACGAAUCUAUGCCUACAUCACCAAAAGGAACUGGAAGACCUGGAGCAGAAGAAAAUAGUGCAGGAAGUGGAAAAAAGGGAAAAGUGUUUGCAAAGUUUGGAUUUAUUUAAUAGGAAAAAGAAAGAGGAGAGAUUAACGCGCAUACACGAAGCUUUGGAGAAAGAAGUAGCUAUUUAUCGUUCAAAAUAUAAGGACAAAGUGAAGGAUAACAAGGAAUAUUUACAUAUGCUAAACAAUGACAAUUAUAGUGAAUAUUCGAUCCGGGACGAUGGUAGCUUUUGCACAUUGGAACCAUCCUUAAAGGAGGAGCGCAUAGAGCAAAUUGUACAGAGCGACGCUAACACACAGUCGCAAGGUCAGAAAAGCAAAUUGCGUCUGCUGGGCGGUGGGACCGUGAAACGCGACACAGCAACAAGCUUUUUAGAUAUGAAAAGAAGUUCCAUACUAAGCGAAACCGAUAGACUAUAUAUACAGAAAUAUGAUUAUGGGCAUCAAAAGACGAUUUCGCCUACCGCAUCGCAACUAUUCUUUGAAUCGCCCACUGGCAAUCGACCGUAUAAAUUUAAUUAUGAAAAAAUAUUCAAUUGUGAAUAUUAUUUUAAUAGAGACAAAUUCAUCAAGAAAGUAUGUGCACGUAUGCUCGAGGAAGAUGAAAAUGGAAAGAUCGAUCAUUGUUACGAUGUGCCGAAUGUGGGCGAGGUGGCGCGGAAAUAUGCCGAUACAAAAUGGGAUGAGCAACAGAAAACUAUGCGACAAUGCUAUCAUCGUACACGUAAAGCGAUCGGCCUAACAUCGAUCGAAAAUUUAGAUGCACAACAACAUUUGCUACAGACUCAGGAGUUACCCAGCGACAUGCCAGCGCAAGGUUUCUACGAUUGUGAGGACAAGGAAUUGAUGCAUCGCAUGCUACGCUCCGCUCUUGCGCAUUUAGCUAAGAAUCCCAAAUAUGUGUUGGCUUCUUUGCCGGAUUGUCAUAAGUUACCGUGUCUGCGUGAAUGGAUCUAUCAGCGUUACGGCAAAAGCUAUACGUAUGCGGAGCGUGUUGCCGAUUUUGCGCAUUCGCGUAAAAUUUCAAAAGGUAUUAACAAUUUGCGAUUAGGCGUACAAGUACCCACGACAUAUGAUGUCGGUAAAAUAGCAUAUCUUCAUCCGAAGUCUACUUGUCAUAAAUACAUGCAAAAGAAGGCGAAACGUAUGCGUGCUAAGUACUUUCGACAGACUAAUAAAGCUUAUAUGGAGAACGCACGUCUAAUGUGGCUUACAAUGAAUGACGCUCAGUGCUCGAUAUCCCAGCGUGAUAUAUUCUUCUCUUAUAUGCCGCAACGCAUGAACGAUUUGCAUCACAUUAAUCCGUGGAACCUGCGACAAGUUAAGGAUAUGAAAACCCACCAUGACAAAAGACAGAGAGAGCAGAAAUCGAAAGCUACGGAAGGGUUCUGAAAGCACAAUUUGCCUGUAUAAUCUCUUU
Messenger RNA from Bactrocera tryoni, 2333 nucleotides. RefSeq lists its product as uncharacterized. The transcript is spliced from 3 exons. The record is from RefSeq and is a predicted model, not a curated record. Bases 35 to 2305 code for a protein of 756 amino acids. NCBI's taxonomy places the organism in Eukaryota, Metazoa, Arthropoda, Insecta, Diptera, Tephritidae.